Cyprinodon variegatus (sheepshead minnow) is the source of this 3413-nucleotide messenger RNA. It is a transcript of the gene il13ra1, whose product is annotated as interleukin-13 receptor subunit alpha-1-like. The record is from RefSeq and is a predicted model, not a curated record. The transcript has 10 exons. Gene Ontology annotation, molecular function: protein binding. Lineage: Eukaryota; Metazoa; Chordata; Actinopteri; Cyprinodontiformes; Cyprinodontidae. Bases 195 to 1319 code for a protein of 374 amino acids.
CAGUCUCCAGACCUCCUUAUGCCUUCCCCUCUCCUUUAAACAACCUGGAAGCGAAAGUAAACUCACACUGCUCGUUUCUCCUUUUUCCCUCUAUAAGUAAAACGGACUGCUUGGAAAUAGUUGGGAGUCAAAAAGCUCGGUCCGAAGAGAUUUAAAGAAAAGAGAAACAGUCCGAAUCCAGAUGAUCUAACAGGAUGUUUCAGUGUUUGGAUUUGAUCGCUUUGACUUGUCUGGUUCUUGCGGCUGAAACCGCAUCAGGCCAGAUCCCACCACCUCAGAAUCUGUCUGUGUUUUGGGAAAAUGACUUUACUCCAGAGUUCUCCUGGAUACCCCCUCCUGACUCCUUACCCAACUGCACAUAUUAUGUCAAGAUGAAUGGGAAAUUUGAGUUUUUAGAUAAAAUUGACAUCAGUGCUACAACUUAUAAGCCUAAAAAUAAAGUUUUCAUGAAAAAAGGGCACAUGUAUGAAUUUUCUUUGACCAUUAAAUGUGGCAAAAAUAACAAAAGUGAACCAGCAAUUUUGGAAUUAAAUUACCCAGAACUGUUGACCUCACGGGAUUGCUACAGGCAUACCUCCAACGAUGUUCGCUGCUCCUGGACCCCUGCCCCGGCAGCUACAGGUCUUCGCUUUUUCUAUGGGAUGGAGUUUCAUUAUGAAGACAGAAUAGAAGAGAUGCAAGAAUGCACAUCAUACAUCUACAAUGGUAGUGUAAAGUCUGGAUGUGAUUUGAAGGCGUCCAGUAAUGCAGUAAUUGAGAUUGUGUUCAACGCAACACUGAACAAUACACUUGUUCGGAAUACAUUCCUUGAGGAUCAUUUUAAAUUGAAACCACCUCCCCCUGAAGUGAAUGUCACAAAAACUGAGUCAGAGUUCAAAAUUAGCUGGAAUGAUCCAGGAGAGCUAGGAUUAAAUACAUUCAAACUAAAUUCCUAUUGCAAUGAUGUCAAGGAGGAGUUUAUAAUAGAAGAAAGACGAUGGGAAACGGUGAAGCGGGACCGUAACUGUCGGUACUGCUUCUCAGUUCAAGCUCAAGAUAUUGAUAACUCGCCGGAAAGUGAACAGAAAUGUUUUGAUGCGGAUUCUAAUGUUGAUCCUUCUUUGUUGGCGUGUGGUCUUGCUGUUGUCCUGAUAGUUAUCUUGGCAGUCCUGUUCUUUUUGUGGUUUCAAAGGAAAAAAGAAACAAUUUUCCCCAAGGUGCCAGCACCUCGAGACUACCUCAGCGAUAUAUCCAACAAUAGUCAGAGCUCUUUUCGCAAGUUGUUCAUUGAAGCAGAGGAAGAAGAGAACUGUAAAGUCACUCUGGUGAAAGAUGCAUAAACCAACAAACCAAACUGUUGCCACAUCUCCGCUUUCAGCUCACACGUCCUAAGAAGAACUGUGUCCCUGUAUUGGUACACGGUGUGAAUAAAAUAGCUUUCUACCCUGUAUUAAGUAAUAGAGGAAAAUUGUUGAAAUUCACAAACAAGUGUUAUCACAAUCAACUGUAAACACAUGUUUGGGAGCUUUUACAUUUUUUUAUUGUUUGCAUACUUCUCAGGAAACUGCAGAUUAAGAGGUCAGAUUUUACAAUAACAUUUGUUUAUAGGGGAGUCAACAAUUCUUCCAGACCAAUUCACAGCAGCUACUUAUUUGCAGGGGAAGUUUACAAGGAUAACUUUGCACUAGAAAAACCCUGCAGGGCUGAAAUAUGUUUGCGGACUGUUUCUCUGAGACCCUUUGGACACAUGCAGCUGUUCUACCUUACCAGCAGCAUCCAGAUUAGGAAGUUUUUUUUCAUAUAAUCUAGUAAGUCUUUCCAGUGUGGAAUAAAAUGUUUUUUUUAUAUUUGGAAAUAUGGAAAAUCCAAUUAUGUGCAAAAGGAUCAAGCAUUUGUAAUGAGGAUGUUCCCUGAAGCCAGCUCUCUCUAAGCAGCUGCAGUUCUAAACAUGGCUGCUGUGCAGAGCUUAUCAAGUGCAAUAUUCAGAUGUUAACAGAUAUUCCUUCUUCUUACUGUUUUUAUGUAAUAAAAGCAGAGCCACACACAUUAUAUUACAGCCUCAAAGUCUGAGGAGAUUCCUUUGGAUUCUGUACACAGAGUCAUGAAACAUGAGUUAUUAGACCACCUUUUUCACCAUGUUCAUUUUGUGCAAUGGCUCAGUUUUUUCUAAAGAACCUCUUGAUAGGUGUAGGAGCAUUUUCUAGAAAUGAAGCCUGGCUACCCCUGAUUUAGGCCUCUUCUUAUUUCCCACGACCAUAUAUGAGUAAGAAUUUGUACAGGCUAUAAGAAGAAAUCCCUUUUUGCUUAUAUAGCUAGCACAAUGCAAAAAGUGAACUUAAAGGGAACUGUUGUAAAGUGUAUUUGUGCUUGAUACCAAUACCAGCAUUGGUAGCGAUAUUGUCAAUCCGCCAACCUCUAGUGCAAAUAGAAAUAUGUGUCCACGCAACAUUGAAGUUCUGCUGCCAUGGUCCCUGAACAAGCAGGCUUUGAAGGUCAUAAAAAAAAUUAAACAUCUGCAUGCUUGUGAUUAUUACAAUUUGGCUGAAAAAAAAUUGCCAGUCUGAUUUUUGGCCAAAUUUUAACAUACCAUAUAUUGGAGAUAUAAAUCUAGUUAACAAAUUAGUAAAAGUAUGUAAAAACUCCUUGUUGACUCCAAGAUCUGUUUGGCAGCAAAGUGCUUCAAAUACAUUCCCUGUAUGUUUGACAUUUAUCUUAGUAACCUUUAAGACCAGCAGCAGUUUACGGCCAGUUUCUGAAAAUAAUCAGGGAUUAUUUGCACAACCCCUGUUCUACCAUUCUUGUGUUUUUAAUGGAGAUUUUAUAUUUCUCUUUGAUUAUCAGAAUAUGAUACAUAUUUCUUUGUUUACCAUGUGUUUUUUAUUUCUGUGAUUUAUAUUUAAAAAUAAAACUUAUGAUAAAAUGGUCAGAGUAUUACAAAAAGCUAGGAUUUACAUUUGAUGUAUUAGUACUGCCAAAAAGCAUUUAUUGACAUUUCUGUAUCACCUAAUUGAUAAGCCUGUUAUGGUUUGGACCAGUUAGCCGAUGAGGUGCUUCAAUGUUGAUCUUGCUUGGUCUACCAUCUAUGGUUACCUCACCAAUCCUCACAAUUACAGGAGUUUAUAUACACAAAUUCCCAGGUGCUACAAAGUAUUUAGAUGUUCUGUGCAGUACUGAUUGCUCCGGCCAUAACUUUGACAUCAUUCCUGAAAAAAAAAAUCGGCAUUCCUAUCACUUUUCACUUAACUAUUUCCAGGAAGAAGUGUAAUCUACUGUAAAAAUAUUGUAUUUACAGUAGAAGAUGUUCAUUGAGUUUCUUUUUUUAAAGCAUCAAGUCUUCCAGAUUUUUCUGCUACAAUACAAAGUUCCGAUCCUCUGAAGCUGUUACCUUCAUUACUCUAAUUUCGAAAUAGAACAUUGUACGAUAGGUUUGAUUU